AUGCCCUGGCCCAAGGGCAGCGAUGUGACCUUCGUGGUGGGCAGGGAGCAGCAGAAGGUGUUUGCGCACCGCUGCGUGCUGGCAUGCCGCUGCCAGGCUUUCCGGGGGAUGCUCAGCCAGGAAUUGGUGGGCAGCGAGGAUCCCCCUGGCAGCAUCCCACCCCAAGGCCCCUUCAUCCUGGGCAACGUUCAGCCUGAGGUCUUCCUGGCCGUCAUCGAGUUCCUCUACACCAACAGCGUCACCCUCAACAGCCACAUCGCUCUGGAGGUGCUGACCUCAUCAGUGGAGUACGGCCUGCAGGACCUGUGCAAGCUCUGUGUCAAGUUCAUCAAGGACACACUGAGCGUGGAGCAGGUCUGCGAGGCUCUGCAGGCUGCGGUGACCUAUGGGCAGGCAGACCUCCAGCAGCACUGCCUGGCCUUCAUCGAGGGCUGCACUGCGGCAGUGGUGCGGACGCAGGGCUUCCACGAGCUCUCCGACGUGGUGCUGGCGUGGGUGCUGCGCAGCGACCGCCUGGCUGUGGAUGAGUUGGACCUGGUGCAGGCUGUGCGGGAGUGGGCGCACGUCAGCUCGCCCGUCCUGGAGCGCCCAGUGCCCGAGGUGGCUGCUCUGCCUGUGCGGGAGCUGCGCCUGCCCUUGCUGGCACCCAACGAGCUGGCAACACUGGAGAGCCACAACCAGCGGGACCUGCUCAUCCCGGUGGAGAGCAUCGCGGCAGCCUGGCGGGCCCACGCGCUGAGGAAGGGCAGCGGGGUGCCCUCCUGCCUCUGCCGGCCCCGGCACGGCACGCGGCCCCGCGACCACCACCGUCACCUGGACCCGCACACCAAGUAG
This is a messenger RNA of Charadrius vociferus (killdeer), 834 nucleotides long. RefSeq names its product BTB (POZ) domain containing 19 (gene BTBD19). The record is from RefSeq and is a predicted model, not a curated record. NCBI's taxonomy places the organism in Eukaryota, Metazoa, Chordata, Aves, Charadriiformes, Charadriidae. The transcript has 8 exons. The coding region runs from base 1 to 834 and encodes 277 amino acids. Gene Ontology annotation, molecular function: protein binding.